This is a messenger RNA of Tetrahymena thermophila SB210, 2321 nucleotides long. Its product is annotated as cation channel family protein. The transcript is spliced from 7 exons. The record is from RefSeq and is a predicted model, not a curated record. NCBI's taxonomy places the organism in Eukaryota, Ciliophora, Oligohymenophorea, Hymenostomatida, Tetrahymenidae. Gene Ontology annotation, molecular function: voltage-gated potassium channel activity. Gene Ontology annotation, cellular component: membrane. Gene Ontology annotation, biological process: regulation of membrane potential; potassium ion transmembrane transport.
AAUUAAAAAAACUAUCUAAACAAAUAUAUAAUAUAAAUCAAAUGAAAUGAUUGAAUUAAAUCCAUAAACAAAACUAAGCUAAUUUUAAGAAAAUACCCAAUAGGAUGAUAAAUUAUCUAUAAAAUAAUAAUAAUACUCUAACAAUUAAGUGUUUGAGAGCUAAAAGUAAAUUAAUAAGAGCCAUAAUGAUAGGUUUUCAUAGUAACAGAUUAAUAUAUAAUACAAAGAACCAUUAACAAACAAAAAAACAAUAAUUUCCAGCACUGUUGUAGAUAAAAAAUAAAUCAAGUAAUUUUUAGGUAAGGUUGUUAAUUAUAACUAAGGGAUGAGCUCAUAUAGCUCUUUUAGGCCUAAUAAAGAGUCUUAAGAUUUCAUCUAAAGCAAGACUUGCAAAUAAAAAUUUAUGAUUUUUAUGAAAAAAUAUAUAAUAAUUAAGCCUACAUCAAUAUUUAGAAUUAUUUGGGAUUUUCUUUCCAUAAUAGCAAUCCUUUUCUCAUGCUUUUAUAAUGCUUACAAGAUUUCUUUUGAUAGCAGCAAAAACACAGAUUUGACUUGGUAUGAGAUCUUAGUAGAGAGCUUUUUUAUUACUGAUAUAAUACUAAACUUCUUCUCUGCUUACUAUAACCCAGAAGAAGAUGAAGUAGUAUAUGAUUUAAAAUUGAUUGCAAUUAGAUACACUACAAAAGGAUAUUUCAUAUUAGAUUUUAUUUCCACAUUUCCAUGGCAAGUUAUUGAUAAAAAUAUAACAGUAGUAAAGCUUCUUAGAAUGCUCAGGUUGCCUCGUUUUUUGAAAUUGAUUAAAGAAGAUAGAUUUAUAAAUGUUGUUAAUACCAUUUUAAGAUACUCAGACACUUCUGAUAAAGUGAAGACAUAAUUUAUUUUUAGAUAUAUUUAUAGAAAUAUUUAAUUUAUUUUGACUGGUUUAAGUUUAGCUUAUUUUGUUAGCUGCCUUUGGUAUUAUAUGUUAAUCUCUGUAGAUUAUGAAGACCUUGAAGGAAAGAAUUUUAUAACUGAAUACGGUAUUUAAUAUAUGCCAGAUUGGAAAAAGGCUGUUACUAAUUGUUAUUUUGUGCUAACAACAUUUGCUACAGUCGGUUUCGGUGAUUUAACACCUUAAACUAAUAAUGAGCGUAUAUUCGUUAUAGUUAUGAUGAUAUGUGGUAUAGCUUUCUUUUCUUUUAUAAUGAAUAAUUUUAAUGAUGUGCUUACAAAUUAUUGGAAGAAACUAGGAUAUGUGGAUAGAAAAAUUGAAAUAGAAGAAUGGAUAUUAUCUCUAAGCAAUUAUACUGAGAGAUCUAUUGAUAAGAAACUAGUUAACUAAAUUUAAAAUCACUUUGAUUAUUUUUACAGAAAUUCAAGGCUUUCUGUGAUUUCACAGCGUGAUAAAUAUUUUUAAUUGAUGCCUUAAGAUCUUAAAAGAGAGAUGAUUAAGCACCUCUUUUAGGAUAUAUUUUACACAAAAUUUAGAAGUUUAUUUCUUCUUAAUGGAAAAUUUGAAUGCAGUGACUAUGGGUUUUACAUAGAUACAGCUUUUUAGCUCAUUCCUAUGAAAUAUUCUUAAGGGGAUAUAAUAUGUAAAUAGGGAGAUAAAUUUUCUGAAGUAUAUUUAGUUUAAUAAGGAGAAAUAGAAGCUACUUUUACCUUAGAUGAUAUAAAAGUAUCAAGAUUUUUUUCAUAGGGAUUUUAUUUUGGUGCUGUUAAUAUUCUUUCUAACAACCUUUGUGCAGUAGAUUUUAAGGCUUCAAAAAACGUAAAACUCCUUGUUUGGAGUAGAAAUAAUUUUUUAGAAACUAUAAAUCGUUACAAAGAAAUGAAAGAGCAUAUCAUAUCUGUCUGUUUUUAAUCAUUUAAGACUAUGAAAAAUUCUAUGCUGUAAGCUUUGGUUUAGCAAGUAAAAGUUAAAAAAGGUAUUAAUAUAUCAGAAGAUGCUGCUCAAAAAAUAUUCAGAAAUAUGCUUAAAUUUGUUUAUUCUUAAAAAAGAAAAUAGUAAUAUAUCCAAGAAUAAGGAGCUGCAUUUGCAACAUAAGCAACAAUUGGAUAUGAUUUAAUGGAUGUUGAAAAAAGAUUUAAUAAAGUAAACAAUUGCAUAAAUGAAAUAGAUCCUACAAUUGAAGAAAAAAAGUAGUAGAAAAAAUAAAAUUUGGAAAAUCAACAAUAAUAACUAAAAAGCUUAAUUAGAACAUUAGACAGAUAGAAUUGAUUUAAAAAAAUAAUUUACUUUUAAAGUGAUUUAGUCAUAAUGAAAUUUAAAUUUUGUUAUCUUCAUAUUUAUUUAUUUAUUUUUAAUGCAAAUAUUAAUAAAUUAUUUAAAUUAAUAGAAA